Messenger RNA from Mesitornis unicolor (brown roatelo), 1041 nucleotides. RefSeq names its product headcase homolog (Drosophila) (gene HECA). The record is from RefSeq and is a predicted model, not a curated record. The transcript has a single exon. The annotation marks the transcript as partial. Lineage: Eukaryota; Metazoa; Chordata; Aves; Mesitornithiformes; Mesitornithidae.
AAGCUCCUUGUGCUACUCCACUGAUCUGUAGCUUUGGAAGGCCGGUGGACCUGGAGAAGGAUGACUACCAGAAGGUCAUAUGCAACAACGAGCAUUGUCCAUGCAGCACCUGGAUGCACCUUCAGUGCUUCUACGAGUGGGAAAGCAGCAUCCUCGUUCAGUUCAAUUGCAUUGGCAGAGCCAGGAGCUGGAACGAAAAGCAGUGCCGCCAAAACAUGUGGACAAAGAAGGGAUAUGACCUGGCUUUUCGCUUUUGCUCCUGUCGGUGUGGGCAAGGUCAUUUAAAGAAGGACACGGACUGGUACCAGGUGAAGCGGAUGCAGGAUGAUAAGAAGAAAAAAUCAGUGUUGGAGAAGAGCACAGGAAGGUCGAUGGCAGAGUCAGCAGAGGAGGCCAAGAAGGGCAGACUGGCCAACAAGCCCCAGAAAGGAUUGAGUCACGACCUCCCACGAAGGCACUCGAUGGACCGGCAGAACUACCAGGAGGAGAGCGUCAUGGGUGGCAGCUAUGCUGUUCGCUCGCCUUGUGUCUCUCCCGGCCAGUCCCCACCCACCGGCUACUCCAUUCUUGCCCCUACGCAUUUCAGCGGCCCUCGUUCCUCACGAUACCUGGGAGAGUUUUUGAAGAACGCCAUUCACCUGGAGCCCCAUAAGAAGAACAUGGCCAGCGGGGGCAUGUUCAGGAAUGCGCAUUUUGAUUAUGGGGCAGCUGGUUUGCAAGCCCAUAGAUCAGGACACUUCGAUGCCCCUGUGCAGUUUUUGAGAAGGCUCGAUCUGUCUGAGCUGCUUACUCACAUCCCCAGGCAUAAAUUGAAUACUUUCCAUGUGCGGAUGGAAGACGAUGCCCAGGUGGGCCAAGGGGAGGACCUUCGGAAGUUUAUCCUUGCUGCUCUUAGUGCCAGCCACAGGAACGUUGUAAACUGUGCACUAUGCCACAGGGCGCUGCCAGUGUUUGAACAGUUUCCGCUGGUGGACGGGACCCUGUUCCUUAGCCCAUCGAGACACGAUGAGAUUGAAUAUGAUGUUCCCUGUCACCUUCAAG